Messenger RNA from Lindgomyces ingoldianus, 549 nucleotides. RefSeq lists its product as uncharacterized. Lineage: Eukaryota; Fungi; Ascomycota; Dothideomycetes; Pleosporales; Lindgomycetaceae. The record is from RefSeq and is a predicted model, not a curated record. The coding region runs from base 1 to 549 and encodes 182 amino acids. The transcript is spliced from 6 exons.
AUGAUAAUGUUCUUGUUCCGCCUCCGGGCCCCCUCACGUGACAUUCAAAUUAAAAACUCCGACCCGCUACACUACAAUUUCCUCCCCCACUUAAGAGCUUGGCCCCAUCAAGCUCAAACGUCUCUUCGACGAACUUCUAGAGUGAGGAGUCCGAGAUCCUGGCAAAGCCUUCUAAGCGUGCAUUCCGAGCGGCUGUCCGACCGCAAAACUUCGCCCCUCAGUGCAGAGCCAGCCGCCCGAUGUCAGAAAACCUCUCUCAGUCUUCCUGUUACCUUCUCCAAUUGCCUUUCGGGUUCACCGAUUGCAGCACUCAACUCCCUCCUCGGAUGCAUCGAAGUUGACUACCAACAUCCGCAGUGCAUUCCUAGAUCAUGCCCACCGAUCUGGAUAGCCGCGCGCCCGGACUUUGAGGCAGAAAACCAAUUCUCGAUACACCGCAACGCUGCGCCCUUAUCGCCUAGCCUUAUCGCCUAUGCUACUUCGAACGCUACACAAUGUAGGAAGUUAAGGGAGCAGAUUGCCUGCGAGCUUAGAUUUAACGUUUGCUAG